GUGGAGAUCAAGGUGAUCAGGGAUACCUUCUGGCUUCGGUUGGUCACCAUGGGAGAUUUGGGUUUCGCAGAGGCUUACAUGGCUGGUGACUGUGAAGUCUCGAAUCUACCUCAGGUUUUCAGAAUCUUCAUUCGAUCUCGACCUUCUCUCGCAUCGACCAACAUACCAGGAGUUUCUACCCUCCCUUCGAAAUUGUUCAGAUAUAUAUCUUCUCUUACGAAUUCCCGUUUUGCAAAUACACUCUCAAAUACAAUCUUCAACAUCAGUGCUCAUUAUGAUCUUUCAAACGGAAUGUUUUCCGCUUUUCUCAGUGAUGACAUGACCUAUUCAUGUGCCAUCUUCCCCGAACUCGACGCGGAUCUAUCUGCUCAAAAGCUCCAUCAUCUCAACAAUGGGCAAGACGAAUUAGAAGACGCUCAGAUGGCAAAGAUUAGACAUAUCAUACGUCAAGCUGAUAUCAGACAAGGUCAUCGAGUGUUAGAGAUAGGAAGCGGGUGGGGGAGUUUUGCGAUUGAGGCGGUCAAGCAAACGGGUUGUACCGUUGAUACUAUCACUUUAUCUGCUCAACAGAAGAAACUCGCGGAGGAAAGGGUCAAAAAGGCUGGUUUAGGUGGGAGAGUCAGAGUUUGGUUGAUGGAUUACAGAGCUCUGCCCGAAAGUUGGAAAUCGUCAUUCGACAGGGUAGUCUCCAUCGAAAUGCUCGAACAAGUCGGUAAAGAAUUCACUCCUGGUUAUUUCUCCGUGCUCGACUCUGUAUUGAAGUCCAACGGAGUGGCUUGUUUCCAAGUCAUCACUAUCCCAGAAAGUCGUUUUGAGCAAUACCAGAAAGGAAUCGACUUUAUACGUAAAUGGAUCUUUCCAGGUGGUUUCCUUCCUACUAUCAGCUUCAUCACCGAUGCUAUACAGGUAGGAGCGAACAACAGGUUGAUUAUUGAUUCCGUCUCUAAUAUCGGUCCGCAUUACGCUCGUACCUUGAGAGAAUGGAGACGAAGGUUCUUACAGAACUUCGAUGAGCUUAUAUCUCCUGCGUUACGGGCUGAACAUCCGGAAAUGACUGCUGGAGAUAUCGAGGUUUUCAAGCGGAAAUGGUUAUACUAUUUCUGUUAUUGUGAAGUAGGUUUCUCUGAGAGAAUUCUAGGGGACCAUAUCUUCACUUUGGUCAGGGAAGGUAACAGAGAA
Molecule: messenger RNA, 1179 nt
Organism: Tremella mesenterica DSM 1558
Lineage: Eukaryota; Fungi; Basidiomycota; Tremellomycetes; Tremellales; Tremellaceae
Exons: 7
Biological process (GO): lipid biosynthetic process
Source: RefSeq, a predicted model, not a curated record